Molecule: messenger RNA, 1080 nt
Organism: Halteromyces radiatus
Lineage: Eukaryota; Fungi; Mucoromycota; Mucoromycetes; Mucorales; Cunninghamellaceae
Exons: 8
Coding region: 50-1045 (331 amino acids)
Molecular function (GO): dioxygenase activity
Source: RefSeq, a predicted model, not a curated record
UUUUUUUUUUUUUUUGAACUGUAUCUUAUUUUUCUCGAGUUUUAGCAACAUGGUGCCUGGCUUGAAUGAAGAUAUUAUUACCGAGAUUCCUGUCAUAGAUCUUAAUGACAUGAAUAGUGAUUUGGAAGGAACCGCCUCCAAGGUUCUCUCAGCAGCAAAAGAUGUUGGUUUUUUCUUUAUACGUAUCCCUCCAGAACAGAAGGAACAUUUGGCUAUGUUUGAGAAAAGUCAAGAGUUCUUUUCUAUGCCUAUGGACCAUAAAUUGAAGUAUUUGCUCAAAGUCGAAGAAAACGUUGGUUACAGUGCCAUGCGUCAAGAAAAGGUGGAUCCUAAGCAUAGUACCAAAGGAGAUUUUAAAGAAUCUUUUAAUAUUGGGCGUUUGAUCAAUGAGGAUCCUAUUCAAGACUUGCCUCCACUGUUUGCCAACAACUUGGAUUUGAUCCGAAAGUUCCAAAACAUCUGUAAUACAACUGUAUGUAAUAUCAUGGAAUGUUUGGCCAUUGCUCUCAAGAUUCCUGAAGAUCAAGGUGGAAGAACAUACUUUUCCAAAAGGUACUUGGAUGAUGAAGCACCUGGCGAUAUUUUAAGAGUGCUGCAUUAUCCACCCAGAACUGGAAACGACGAUGAUCAAAAAGAAGAAAUACGUAUUGGAAGACAUUCUGAUUAUGGACUGCUCACACUUUUAUGGCAACGACAAGUAGGAGGGCUCCAAAUCCAAGGCAAUCAAGAAAUGGAUGAUCCCAAGAAAAUGACAUGGAUAGACGUACCUGUGAAAGACGAUUGUAUUAUAGUCAACUUGGCGGAUUGUCUUCAAUAUUGGACGAAUGGUUUAAUUCGCUCCACUACACACCGUGUUGUUUUUCAUCCUGAUACUCUGCAUAAAUCUCGAUAUAGCAUGGCGUACUUUGUCCAAGGUGGUGCAAUCCCGUUAGAUCCUGUGCCUAGUGACCAAAUCCCUUGUACUCCUCCUACUUCUCCCCCUUUCAGUACAUCUGGCGACUAUGUCAAGUAUCGACUCGCUUUGACCUAUGGCCACUCUUAUUAGUUCUUUCUUUUACUUUGAAAAUAAAAAUGAUACCA